Molecule: messenger RNA, 843 nt
Organism: Dentiscutata erythropus
Lineage: Eukaryota; Fungi; Glomeromycota; Glomeromycetes; Diversisporales; Gigasporaceae
Source: the annotation of a GenBank genome assembly
GUGCUUCAACGGAUAAUGCUUCUUCGAUGAUUAAAGCCAUGGAUCAACUUGGUUGCACUGCGUAUACGAUACAACUCGCAUUAGGAGAUGGAUUUGAUAUUGAAGAAGUCAGUAAUUUAAUUAAUAAAGCGAAAACAUUAAAUAGUUAUGUCAAUAGUAAAGAUAAAUACCGUGAAAAACUCCGUCAAUUGCAAGCUGAAUUAAAUCCACAGCAUCAAGUUAAUCCUCUUUCAAGUGAUACUAGAACUCAGUGGAGUUCAACCUACAAUCUUUUAAAAAAUCUUUUCCUUCUUCGUAAUGCUAUUGUAAGAUUAGCUAAUGACUUAAAACAAAAUGUUAAUCGUCAAGAACGGCAGGAUGGAACAAAACUUUCUGAGCUUCUUUUAUCAAUAGAAGAAUGGAAUUCAAUAGAUAAAUUAGCAAAACUCUUAUGUCCUUUUACGCAAGUGACAGGAUAUAUUGGAGGAAGCCAAUAUCCCACAUUAGGAAUGAUGAUUCCUACUCUCAUUAAGCUCUCUCGUCAUUUAAGAGAUUUUUACCCAAAAGCUACUUCACAAGUAGUAAAGGCUUGCUGUAGUAAAAUCAAUCAAUCGAUGUUAUCAAGGUGGUUUGAACCAUCAUAUCAUAGUCUAAUAGCUGCCUUUUUAGAUCCGAGAACGACCAAGUUCUAUUCAAGAACCCAAACUUCAAAUACUGGUCCCUCUUCUUUUUUUGCUUCUUUUUAUGAUGACGAUUAUGUUGCUCCAAAUGAAACUAAAAAUAUAUCAUUAGUUGAGAAAGAAGUAACACUUUAUGAUAAUUUACCUGAAAUUCCUAAAUAUCAUAUAACAGAUGAAGAAUAUC